CCGUUUUACUUUUUUUCCUCUCUCCGGUGGUUCUUCUUUUCUUUUAUUAGCAAUGGGAGUUCUCGAUUUCGUAAAACCAGGCGUGGUUACUGGCGAUGAUGUUACAAAAGUAUUAAAUUAUGCUAAAGAAAAUGGUUUUGCUAUCCCCGCUGUUAAUUGUGUAUCUUCUUCAUCCAUAAAUGCUUGUCUUGAAGCGGCCAAAAAAGUUAAUUCCCCUAUAAUAAUUCAAUUUUCAAAUGGUGGUGCUGCGUAUAUGGCUGGUAAAGGUCUUGAUAAUAAAGACCAGAAGGCAGCUGUUUUGGGAGCUGUAGCUGGAGCAAAUCAUGUUCAUUCUUUAGCGGAAGCUUAUGGGGUAGUGGCUUUAGUGCAUACCGAUCACUGCGCGAAGAAACUUUUACCGUGGCUUUCUGGCUGCCUUGAGUUUGGAGAAAACUUUUAUAAAAAAACAGGAAAGCCGUUAUUUUCUUCUCACAUGAUUGAUCUUUCUGAAGAGCCUCACGAAGAAAAUGUUAAAAUUUGCAAGGAAUUUUUGGUUAGAAUGGAAAAGAUGAAAGUAACUUUGGAGAUGGAAAUUGGUAUUACGGGCGGCGAGGAAGAUGGCGUGGACAAUACUAAAGUCGAUAAUAAAAAACUUUACUCGCAACCGGAAGACAUUGAACUUGUUUGGGAAAAUCUUUCUUCUGUUUCUAAGCGAUUCACCAUCGCCGCUGCUUUUGGAAAUGUUCAUGGAGUAUAUAAACCGGGAAACGUGCGAUUAAGGCCUGAUCUACUUGGAGACUUUCAAAAACAUAUUAAAGAAAAGUUUCGUUUAUCUUCGGAUAAGCCAGUCACUUUCGUGUUCCAUGGCGGUUCCGGUUCGGACUCGAAAGAUAUCGAAACUGCUAUAAAGAAUGGAGUUGUGAAAAUGAAUAUUGAUACCGACACGCAGUGGGCUUAUUGGGAUCGUUUACGGUGUUAUUACGAAGAGAAUAAGGAUUUCUUGCAAAGUCAAAUUGGAAAUCCUAAAGGAGACGAUAAACCCAAUAAAGCUUAUUACGAUCCGCGAAAGUGGCUUCGGGAAUGCGAGGAAGGCAUGAUUGCACGCAUUGAAGUUGCUUAUAAACACUUGAAUUGUGUAAAUAGGAAUUAA
Zophobas morio is the source of this 1129-nucleotide messenger RNA. RefSeq names its product fructose-bisphosphate aldolase-like. Gene Ontology annotation, cellular component: cytosol. Lineage: Eukaryota; Metazoa; Arthropoda; Insecta; Coleoptera; Tenebrionidae. The record is from RefSeq and is a predicted model, not a curated record. Bases 53 to 1129 code for a protein of 358 amino acids. Gene Ontology annotation, molecular function: fructose-bisphosphate aldolase activity; zinc ion binding. Gene Ontology annotation, biological process: glycolytic process; gluconeogenesis. The transcript is spliced from 8 exons.